AUGCAGCUUCUGAAGAUUAAACCUGUUCAGUGGGCAGAUGACUACCAGUUCAAUGCCUACACAACAUGGGAGAUCAGCAUUGCCAGGUUGACUGAGAAUGCUGUCAACCUCCUGCAGCACUGUGCAUUCAUGCACCACAGCGGCAUCCAGCAGGAGAUUUUCAGGGCUGCAUAUGACAGCUCAGAGUGGCCCGAGAAUCAGAGGCUGCCCUUCCUUGAAGGCUUCUUGGAUGGUCAUGGCCAGUGGGACAUGUUGAAGUUCUAUGAUGUGGUCAAGGAGCUGCUCGAGUGCUCCCUCGUCCACUCCUCCCAUGGGUCCUAUGACAUCCACCCUCUCAUCCACCAGUGGCUCUCUGACAAGGUGGAGAACAAGGCUGUCCUGCAGGCUGAGGUGGCGCAGAUUCUGGUGCUGGCUGUUCCUUCAGGGGGCAGAAGCCGCAGAACUCAGGAUGCGCUGUCACUCAAGAGGAUGUUGUAUGUGCACAUGCAGCAUGUGGACAAGGCUGGCCUCUCUAUUCAGGUGGCUGAGAAAUGGGCUGAGGUAUUCAGAGAUAUGGGGAAUUGGGCUGGGGAGCUCAAGCUCAGGGAGCUGGUCUAUGAUGAGAACAUGAAGCUGUAUGGGUUUGAGAACCAGAGGACUCUGGUGACAAAGGACUGA
Molecule: messenger RNA, 657 nt
Organism: Coniophora puteana RWD-64-598 SS2
Lineage: Eukaryota; Fungi; Basidiomycota; Agaricomycetes; Boletales; Coniophoraceae
Exons: 1
Coding region: 1-657 (218 amino acids)
Source: RefSeq, a predicted model, not a curated record